AUGCAGCUUCCGUCUUUGAGACGAUGGCUUCGUCGUGGUGGUCUGAUACACCGCCCUUGUGCAAGUCGUCCUCGCUUCGCUUUCGGAGCUGCUUUGACGGAAUCGACUCCACCGGCUUGGUGGCUCAAGGGCCGGCCUCGGAACGUCUUUCAGAGUAGGGCUGAGGUGGAGCUCCUCUCCCAGCUGGCCGUGCUGCUCAUGCCGGAUGAGCCCAUUGCCGAAGCCUUCCGUGAUUUUCCAAUUCAGAGGUGCCAAGAGUGGGGUUCCAGCAGAUUGUGCCCAGAUUUUGCGGCACAUGGUGUGCUGAAAACAGCUGGUGCUGCUCUGUUCAUCGAGUACGAUGGCCAUUAUCGUCACAUGGAGCCACAGGGCCUGGACAGGGAUGCGCGCAAGACAAGUGCACUGCUGAAGUUCGCCCCUGUGGGAUCUGUUGUGCUGCGCAUCGCGCACAAGGAGCGGCAGUGGAAGGACAACUCCGUGCAAGUAUUGGUGGGCUGUUGGCAGUCCGAGCACGUGCCCUCGCUUCACAAAACGUUGAGGCAAGUUGUAGCUUCUCUGCUGCAGUCUUGUCGUGCGGAGCUGGUGCCCGGGCUCGUUUCACAGCUUGAGGCAAGUGCCCCAACGCAAAUCGACAGGCAAGCGCACACCUUUGCAGUGGGCGCAGAGUUGGUGGGCAGCGCGUCUCGCAGCGGGCUAGCAGUUGAAGAGUUUCUCCAGAAGGAGAUGCAGCUGACACCAGUCCAAGUUGCCAGAUCGAUUGCUAGGUUUCCUUCAGCGCGUGGCUUGAGCAUUGAGGCAAAUCUGAAGCCAAAAGUCGAAUGGUUCAAAGGGUUGGGCCUGAGCCAGUCGCAGGUUGCCAAGGUGAUCGCGACCUUUCCCCCAGUUCUUGGCUGCAGCAUUGAGGCAAAUCUGACGCCAACAGUCGAAUGGAUCAAAGGGUUGGGUCUGAGCCAGUCGCAAAUUGCGAAGGUGAUCGCGACCUUUCCCCCAGUUCUUGGCUGCAGCAUUGAGGCAAAUCUGAAGCCAACAGUCGAAUGGGUGACAGGGUUGGGCGUAAGCCAGUCGCAGGUUGCCAAGGUGAUCGCGAGCCAUCCCCAAGUGCUUGGCUACAGCAUUGAGGCAAAUCUGAAGCCAAAAGUCGAAUGGUUCAAAGGGUUGGGCCUGAGCCAGUCGCAAAUUGCGAAGGUGAUCGUGAGCUUUCCCCAAGUGCUUGGCUACAGCAUUGAGGCAAAUCUGACGCCAACAGUCGAAUGGAUCAAAGGGUUGGGUCUGAGCCAGUCGCAG
This is a messenger RNA of Symbiodinium sp. CCMP2456, 1284 nucleotides long. NCBI's taxonomy places the organism in Eukaryota, Dinophyceae, Suessiales, Symbiodiniaceae. The record is from the annotation of a GenBank genome assembly.